CUCGAUAAGUUCUGCUUAUCGAUUUGCCCCCCACUUCAACUUGUACAGAUUCUAGACUCCCGUCCUCGGUUCUUAUCAAGACCACUGCAAGUUUCUCUCUUGAAUCUAUCUACCACCUGGUCAUGUGCUCGCCAGAUCAGCGUAAUUCCAGCAAGGCUUCACUAAGGGUAUAGCCUCCUUAGAUUUACGACAGCAGGGGACCAGUGCGGCGGAGGGAGAACCUGGCGAGGCUGGGACGGUGACCGGGAGUAGAAGGAUCUCCUUAAAAAAGGAUGGAGGUGGAUAACAAUACGGCCAAGGAGGAGGCGGCCGACUACCUGCGUUCGCUACUGAACAGGAACUUGUGCAUCACGACGACGGACUCUCGCAUGUUCAGGGGCCAGUUUAAAUGCACCGAUCCGGGCAGCAAUAUCGUUCUUGUGCAUACGUACGAGUACCGGCAGCCGUCGAUGCAGAAGAGGGCUUUAGAGGCGGCGAAUGCAUCCGAGGCGGGCUCGAUCAAGCUGGACAUGACCGCUCGCUACCUUGGCUUAGUUGUUGUGCCGGGCGAGCACGUCGUCAAGAUCGAGGUAGAGGAGUUUGCAAGUCAGAUGAAGAAGGGAGGAGGCCAAAACGUCGCUGUCGUAUAAUCAUUAUUUCGAAGUGAUGGAGUUUGGGAUGUGUUCCGUGGGAUAUCGGGUUUCCUGCCAAUAUUACAGCCUCGAUCCACCUUCUAGGGAGGAGACAAGUGCUGGGAUGAGUUGACAAAUGCCUGGGGACGUUGAGUCCCAGAAUCAAUUACCACUAGAUACAUGCAUAGGGCAUGGGUAUGGGCAUGCUAAGCUGUUUUAUCAUGAGAAUAAACCCGUUGAAGGCCCAGUUCGACACUCCUCAACGCCAUCCAAAAUGCUAAUGGCUUCCUAGCUCGUGAAGCCUCCAAUCGUUGGAGAAUCGCC
Molecule: messenger RNA, 935 nt
Organism: Phialemonium atrogriseum
Lineage: Eukaryota; Fungi; Ascomycota; Sordariomycetes; Cephalothecales; Cephalothecaceae
Exons: 2
Coding region: 273-629 (118 amino acids)
Cellular component (GO): NatC complex
Source: RefSeq, a predicted model, not a curated record